AUGGCAGCUGCAGCGUCGGGAUUGGGUGGAGCAGGAUCAGCGGUUGUGGCGCUUGGUGGGGGCGGGGGUGGCAGCGGCAGCGGCAGUGGCAGUGGCAGCCAAAGCGUGGUGGACCUCUCGCUGGAUCUGCUUCGACGUUUGCCUCCCUCUGACAUCUCCCACAACUUGUCCAAAUUGCUGUCCACCUGUCCCAAUUCGCUCUCGGAGGAUCUCAUCGGCUCGGUGGAUGAGCCGCCGGUGGUCAAGGUGGAUGACAGUCCAGAAGGUGCGGGCAGGGAGUUUCUGGCUUGCGAUUACAAUCGGGAUGGCGACUCUUGGCGCAGUCCGUGGAGCAAUAGAUUCUUGCCAGAGGAGCUGGAGGAUGGCACUCGACCCAGUCAACGUCUAAGGCAGCUGGAAGAGAAGGCCAUGGAAGCAUUCAGCACGUACAGGCAGCUGUAUUACGAGUCUGGCAUCUCCUCUUGCUACUUUUGGGAUCUGGACGACUCAAACUUUGCGGGCGCCAUCGUCAUCAGAUCUCAGCUCUCUGCAGGCAGGGUGCAGGGUUCGUGGAAUUCGCUGCACGUGUUCGAAGCGACGGAAUUGGGCGUCAAGAGCGUGAGCUACAAGUUGACCAGCACCGUCAUGCUCAGCUUCGACGUCAAGCAGCAGCAGCAGCAGCAGAAGGGCGACAAGGAAGGCAGCGCAGCGGUUGGGGACGGGAGUGGGAAUGGCAAGGAACAGCAAAAGAAGGGCAACAUGAACUUGAGCGGAAGCCUGACCAGGCAGUCGGAAGAGAAGUUGCCCCUUCCGGAUUACGCAUCGCACAUUGCCAACCUGGGCAAGAUGGUAGAGGAGAUGGAAGCGAAGCAGAGAAAUCUAUUGCAGACCGUCUACUUCGGCAAGACUCUCGACGUGCUCAACUCUGUUCGAAGUCCGGAGUCUCUAGACGCGAAGCGCAAAGAGAGGGAGCUACAAAAGGAGCUCAUGGGACUGUGGAAGAGGCCUGGAGUGGAAUCGUGA
Ceraceosorus guamensis is the source of this 1002-nucleotide messenger RNA. Its product is annotated as F-actin capping protein, beta subunit. The record is from RefSeq and is a predicted model, not a curated record. Gene Ontology annotation, molecular function: actin filament binding. The transcript has 4 exons. Lineage: Eukaryota; Fungi; Basidiomycota; Exobasidiomycetes; Ceraceosorales; Ceraceosoraceae. The coding region runs from base 1 to 1002 and encodes 333 amino acids. Gene Ontology annotation, biological process: barbed-end actin filament capping; actin cytoskeleton organization; cell morphogenesis. Gene Ontology annotation, cellular component: cytoplasm; F-actin capping protein complex.